AUGUCGGGAGUGAGGGGGUUUGUGCGAGGGCGGCAGAAGGGAGGAGAGCGGGGCUCAGCACCGCUCCGCUCUGGGGGGAGCCCCGGGCGCCCCCGCACCCAGCCCAGCCCCGGCUGCAGGCACAGCCCGGCCUCCACCCGGCCCCGCCACCCCAGGAAGCGUAUUCUUGAAAUAACUGCUGUUGAUGUUGGAAUCGUUGCCAUCAAGGGCUUGUUCUCUGGCAGAUACCUGGCCAUGAACAAAAGGGGCAGACUUUAUGCAUCAGAAAAUUAUAAUGCAGAGUGUGAGUUUGUGGAGAGGAUCCAUGAGUUGGGUUAUAACACCUACGCGUCCCGUCUCUACCGGACUCUACCCAACAGAGCCAGCACCAAGCGCAAAGCCAGUGCAGAGAGACUCUGGUAUGUCUCAAUCAAUGGGAAAGGACGACCCAGGAGGGGCUUUAAAACUCGCAGGACACAGAAAUCGUCUCUCUUUCUGCCCAGAGUAUUGGAUAACAAAGACCAUGAAAUGGUCCGACUGUUCCACACAAAUGUGAGAUAUCGAGAGAGUCUCCUGAAGCCUCUGAACAAGAACCAGCGAAGAAGGAGAGGACGCUGA
This is a messenger RNA of Tauraco erythrolophus (red-crested turaco), 597 nucleotides long. NCBI's taxonomy places the organism in Eukaryota, Metazoa, Chordata, Aves, Musophagiformes, Musophagidae. The record is from RefSeq and is a predicted model, not a curated record.